GUGGCUUUGUUGAACGUUUCCGUGUUGCUCUCGGUGAGUCUGUGUCUCCAGUGAAGUGAAACUCAGACUCCUUCAACAAACAGAAGGAAGCUCCACUGACACUGGCAGUGAUGUGAAAGAGCAGCUGUCCUCUUUGAAAAUGGCUGCAUUACCUGGUGUGAGGGUUCUCCUCAACCUCCAUCAAUCCAUGAGAUUGCAGCACAGCCUGAGACUCAUUAACGUACAUCUGAGGUCAAUGUGCCUUCCAGGGAAGGUUUGCACUGGUUCCACAAAAACAAAUGAGUUCAAGCCGCCGUUGAACAAAGCAAAUGAAUCUCUGCUGGAGAAUUUGAACCUCAUGGGAGUUGAUGUGAAAAAGGCUCGCGAGCGACAGCCUGGCGUGUUUCGUAAAGCCUUCACCAACGAGCAAGGCCUUGCUCAGUUUUUGCAAAGCAAAGGUGCCAGCCGCACAGUAAUCGCAGGUAUCGUAUCCCGGUACCCCCGUGCUAUCACUCGCUCAAUCGAACACUUGGAACAGCGCUGGGAUCUUUGGAGGAACAUCUUUAUGACUGAUGCAGAAAUUGUGACCAUCCUGGAUCGCUCACCUGAGUCCUUCUUCCGCUCCAGUGAUAAUGGGAACCUGGAGAAGAACAUACAUUUUCUAAUAACGCUGGGACUGAACACCAAAGACCUUCACCGGCUGCUGACCACAGCACCGCGAACAUUCUCCAACAGUUUAGAGCUCAACAUGCAGAUGGUGGAGUUUCUGGAAGACGUCUGUGCAGAGCUGGGUGGGACGAAUCCAGGGGAGUUUGUAAAAGCUGUCAUAUCCAGAAAUCUUUACAUUUUCAUUCGAAGCAUUAAGAGAGUCAAGACAAACAUUGAUAACCUGAAAGCAUCUCUUAAGCUGAAUGAUGCAGAACUGCUGGCUCUUAUACAAGGCUCUGGAGCGGAAAUUCUGGAUCUUUCAAAUGAGUAUCUGAAAAACAAUUUUAGCAACCUUCAGCAGAAGAUGGUGUCCCUCGGCUGUCGGAAAACCGACAUUAAAAACCUGAUAAUUACUUAUCCGAUGGUCCUGUACAUUGGGUCGAGCACAUUGAGCUCUAAAGUGGACUGUCUCCUGAAAGGGGGUAUAACAAUAAAUCAGAUAAUUGAGAAGCCCAAGGUUUUGGAGUACAGCAUACAGAACAUCACAGGGCGACUGGAAGAGCUGAAGAAAGUGGAGUAUGAUUUCCAGAAGAAGGGCAUCAACAUCCUGGACUCUAGCCGAAAGCGGUUUCUUGCAAAGAUAGUAAAAUUAUCUGGCUCACCUGAAAUUUGAAUAUAAUUGUGAUAAUGUUGGAAGAUACUUUUACUUGAACUUCAGGAUAGUCAUGUUUUCUUGUCUGAAAAACCCCAAAGAUAUUUAAUUUACAAACACAUGAUACAGGACAGAGCUAAUUGACAUAUCUUAGAAGCAGGAAACUUUUUAAAAAAAUACUUAAAUGAACAUAUUGUGUAUCACAACAGUUCCUUCAUUUUAUGCAGAAUAAUUAGUAAACUGACUGUAAAAUUGUUCGUCUCUAAUAUCAAGUAGAGCAAAUGAAUCUACGUGUUGUAGAGCUGAGUUCAUCUGAAGAUGCCAUUUUGAAAUAAAAGCACAAGAUCUGA
Paralichthys olivaceus (Japanese flounder) is the source of this 1629-nucleotide messenger RNA. Its product is annotated as transcription termination factor 1, mitochondrial. Gene Ontology annotation, biological process: regulation of DNA-templated transcription; termination of mitochondrial transcription. Gene Ontology annotation, cellular component: mitochondrial matrix. Gene Ontology annotation, molecular function: double-stranded DNA binding. The record is from RefSeq and is a predicted model, not a curated record. Lineage: Eukaryota; Metazoa; Chordata; Actinopteri; Pleuronectiformes; Paralichthyidae.